AAGCAGAUCUAUGCUGGAGAGGGGAAGAUCAUCGGUGUGGGAACAUACGACGGGGUAGAGGUUCAUGUAAAGAUGCCGAACAAGAAUCUCUACAACUCAGCGAUAGUCAAGAAAGCCCUGGAGGAAUUCUCAACAGAGAAGUGCAUGCUUGAAGCUAUGUUUCAUCCAUACAUUGCCACAUGCCUGGGGGGCCUAACAGUUGACCCGCAAUCUAAUCAGCCUCUGAUGUGGCUGGUAUACGAGAAGUUCAGCAUGAAUCUGGUUGAUGCUGUGAAUAAGAAGGUGCUGGAGAGCGAGGACACACGGCUGCGAAUCAUCUGGGGGGUCCUGCAAGCCAUCUCUUACUUGCAUGUUGAGUUUCGACCCCCUGAGGGUGACAAGACUCAGCCUUUCAUCUUGGGCAACUUGAAGCCGAGCGAUAUCAUGCUGGUUACCGACAAUAUCCCGAAGCUGUUCGAGCUUGGACGAACCAAGGUCAGCGACAAGUACCUGCGAUCGUUGACUGGGAUACCAGUGGUCAUCGAGUACAUGGCGCCCGAGCAGAUCAAGUCGCACCAGAUGACGACAGAGGCAGAUAUCUACUCCUUCGGGCUUGUUGCACGUUACGUAUGGACGGGCAAGACGCCGACGAAUGAAGGGCGGCCUGUGUCAAAGGUAGCUACAUCUUCUGCAGCAGAGCGUUGGAUGCCGAACAGGUUGAUGGACGGAAUGCCCAACGGAAUCUCUGCCACACUCCAUCAAUGCAUCAAGCCAGACCCGAGCAAUCGACCAGAUGCAAAGCAAGCUCUUCACAAGAUGAAG
Messenger RNA from Guillardia theta CCMP2712, 801 nucleotides. RefSeq lists its product as hypothetical. Gene Ontology annotation, molecular function: protein kinase activity; ATP binding. Lineage: Eukaryota; Cryptophyceae; Pyrenomonadales; Geminigeraceae. The annotation marks the transcript as partial. The record is from RefSeq and is a predicted model, not a curated record. The transcript has a single exon. Gene Ontology annotation, biological process: protein phosphorylation. Gene Ontology annotation, cellular component: plasma membrane.